CAUGAACAUUGGAAUUCCAUGCUUUUCAGGGUUAUUACCUAAGACAGUUAGCUCUAUCCGAUAGAUAUCUAACUUCACAUGACAUUUACACUUGCAAUUUAGCAUUUCGUACUCUUUUCAGUAUGCAAUGAGUAAGGCCUUAGAGCUACGACCUCGUAGAAAUGAAAACUCGGGAAACAGCGGAAAGAUUUCUGGGAUGGAUCAAGACGAGGUGCACCCGGAAGACAGCAGGGUGGAACUUGUAGCUUCAACUGGAGACAUAACCCUACAAAACGACAUCCGCUCAUCACUAUCGCCUUCACCGUCCCCUCCACUUUUCAACGAAAGAAACGAUGGUCUCCGCGGCUACUUCGAGACCGCCCACUGGACAGCAGACGGAACCACGAUCCUCACAUCCUCCUCCUCUAACCUAAUAUCCGGGUACAUCGUGCCCGAAGACCUCCUUUCCCCUAGCGCCAAACAUCCCCUCCCCCUAACCCCCCAAGCCAGCAUCCAACUCCCAGAACCCAGCGCCGUCCUCUCCAGCGCGCCAUACUUCCACCUCUCCUCACCAUGGACCCAACAACUCCUCGUCUCCGCUCGCGACCACCCCAUCCAACUAUUAUACCUCUCCCCCUCCGCCUCCUCCCACACCCCGGCAUCCGCAGCCUACCCCCUAACCAAGCAGCGCUCAGAAACCUUCCUAACCGCCACAUCCCUCGUCUGGCCUAACCCGGGAACCCACUUCAUAGCCGGCACGCGCUCCCUCCUCGCCAAAUACGACCUGAGCCGGCCGAACUCCGAGCCCGUUCUCCGCGUCAAAACCAUCCCCUCGGAGCGGCACCUCUCCAAGGGCAACGGCAUCGGCAUGCGCGGCGCCAUCUCCAGCCUCGCCGCCCAGCCCCCCGACGCCAGUAACGCGAGCCUCGUCGCGGCGGGAACAUGGACGCGCUGGGUCGGGCUCUACGACUUCGCCGGCGCGGACGGGUCGUGCGCCGCGACCUGGAGCGUCGGGCGCGCCGCAGAUAGUAGCGAUGGCGAGGAUGGGGCUAGCAUCGGCGGCGACGGCGUAAUGCAAACCCUCUGGAGUCCGUGCGGUCGGUACCUACUCGUAUCCGAGCGCAAGGCCGCGGGGAUCCUCGUCUAUGACGUGCGCGUGACGGGCAAGUUAUUGGGCUGGCUGGCGGGCCGCGAGGCCCGCUCCAACCAGCGCAUGACGGCCGACGCGUUCCCGGGUGGUGGUGGGCGCGCCGGGUUCGAGGUCUGGGCCGGCACGACGGGGGGCGCGGUGAAGGUGUGGGAGGGUGUGGGGGGUCGCGAGGGCGCGCACGAGCCGGCUUGGGGCUGGGAAGCGGCGAGGCGGUCGACGGUGGGGAGCGCGUGCGUGCAUCUGAGCGGGGCUGUUGUGGCGACUUGUUCUGGGGCUUGGGAGUUCCCUGAUGAUGAUGAUGAUGAUGAUGAUGAUGAUAAGGAGGAGGAGGAUGGGUCGCUGUCGCGGAGUGGGAGGAGUAGCGCUGAUAGUGGUAGUGAUGUUUCCGGGGCUGAGGCGCCUUGGAUGCGAAGACGGAAUAAGGAGAGUUGUUUGAAGAUAUGGAGUAUAUCGAACAACGAGCAAGAUGAGGAGGACGAGGAAUCGCAGAGACGGGAACAGGACGAGGUUGAACAAUAACAUCCGUUAUGGGGUGUAAACUGACUCUACGCGACAACUCGGCUGAAAAUAUUUAUCGGUCAAAUCUCUCUGGAAGCCUUGGUGGUCUACUUUGGCUUCUAGAAUAUCGCACAAUGGUGAGCUGUUGGUCUAUGGAGCUAUCU
Molecule: messenger RNA, 1791 nt
Organism: Annulohypoxylon truncatum
Lineage: Eukaryota; Fungi; Ascomycota; Sordariomycetes; Xylariales; Hypoxylaceae
Exons: 1
Coding region: 128-1648 (506 amino acids)
Molecular function (GO): protein binding
Source: RefSeq, a predicted model, not a curated record